AUGAAGUCUGUAAAAAUUCGGAGGAUUCGUAUAGGUCCUCUUAUCUUGGAAUAUUCAGACGGUUUCUCGAUUAACAUAUUUAUUCAAAAACGAAAUAGAAUCAUCACUUCCAACCCUGAAAAGUCAAAAACCACAACUAAAAAAAGAAGAACCAUCUCGAAUGAAUCGAUCCUUUCCAAGGGAUCGGUCAAGUCCAUAACUCCAAGAAGAAGUAAAGCCGGUUUUCUCGUUCAACAAUAUAAGCAGUACAUUCGGUGCAAGAAAAGUGACAACGAUCCCCCUACUGUACUUUUAGCCUGGAAAGAAUUAAACCUUGCCAUGAGGCCUCUAUUUCCUCAACAUCGUACCAACACAAGCGAUGCGGACAGUUGGAGAAAGCAAAUUGUCGUAGAGGAAUUGAAUUUGCUUCUAUUAAGGUGUAUAAGUGCGUGUGAAGCAAUUCGCGAUUUUGAUGAUCUUAUUGAAACAGCUCGUGUAAGUUUGACAGUGGAUAUUUCCUUGAUGAAUGGAAUUAGGAAGCAAUUGCAUGGAACCAUUGAACUUAUAGAAGAGUGGAGAAUGUUUUACUCGGAAUCUCUCCCGUAUAUAGAAGCCACCUUUUUACCGAUCACGUUUGAGAGAAUUGAAAUUGCACAGUUGUUCGAAGAGCCGAUGAAGAGCUACUGGCUGAAAAAAUCAGAACAAAUUGAUGUGAAAGUCCUUUGCUUGUGGGCUUUUCGAACAUUUGUAGUUAUUCCCAAAUUGAAGAAAAUAAGCAAUGCUGCUACCGAUUUCCCAAAACUAGAGAAUUCUCAACGAGUAUCACUUUUACAAAUGAUUUCAAUCAUUUUUCUGGUUAAACCAAUUGAGGAAUGCGAUAUUAUUUUGUUGAAUUGGCUUCGCUCUCUCGUCUUAAACCAAACAAUUGAGGACCCUAUAUCAUGUAUAUAA
Molecule: messenger RNA, 930 nt
Organism: Schizosaccharomyces osmophilus
Lineage: Eukaryota; Fungi; Ascomycota; Schizosaccharomycetes; Schizosaccharomycetales; Schizosaccharomycetaceae
Gene: bit2
Product: HbrB family protein involved in TOR signaling Bit2
Exons: 1
Coding region: 1-930 (309 amino acids)
Biological process (GO): TORC2 signaling
Cellular component (GO): TORC2 complex
Source: RefSeq, a predicted model, not a curated record